Molecule: messenger RNA, 1716 nt
Organism: Paramisgurnus dabryanus
Lineage: Eukaryota; Metazoa; Chordata; Actinopteri; Cypriniformes; Cobitidae
Gene: pdia8
Product: protein disulfide isomerase family A, member 8
Biological process (GO): response to endoplasmic reticulum stress; protein folding
Cellular component (GO): endoplasmic reticulum; cell surface
Molecular function (GO): protein disulfide isomerase activity
Source: RefSeq, a predicted model, not a curated record
UCAUCAGCUGUAGAAUUCUAGCCAAUCAUCGCCUACCUCCGUGACACAUUCCGUUUUCAUCCCGCCCCCUACACGGGCACGCAAAGAACGGUAGAAACCGCCCGGUUAGGAUCGUAUACGAUUCUUUUGUAGUUCACUUUGUGUUUUUACAGUCAUGACGUUAUUCACACUAACCAUGCUGAAGAACAAUUUUGUGUUAGUUCUGUGUAUGUUGAGCUCGUCAUUGUGUGCGCGGAGUAAUGUGGUCGAGCUCAAAGACGAGGACUUCGAUUACAUCGCGCCUGAGCACGAGACCCUGCUGGUGAAGUUUUAUGCUCCAUGGUGUGGUCAUUGUAAGAAACUUGCCCCAGAGUUUGAAAGUGCUGCUUCUCGACUGAAGGGAACAGUAACACUGGCUAAGGUGGACUGUACUGCCAGUACAGAAACGUGUAAGAAAUAUGGUGUCACCGGAUACCCAACGCUCAAAAUAUUCAGAAAUGGACAUGAAUCAUCGUCGUACGAUGGGCCACGCUCAGCCGAUGGAAUUGUGAGCUAUAUGAAGAAACAGGCAGGACCGGACUCUGUCCCUUUACACAGUGAAUAUGACCUGGAAAACUUCAUUAACAACUUUGAUGCCAGUGUAGUUGGGUUUUUCUCAGGGAGUGACAGCUCUCAACUGGCCGAGUUCCUUAAAGGAGCCAAUUUAAUGAGAGACAGCUUCCGCUUUGCCCACACCACAGACCUCGAACUGGGACGCAAAUACGACGUCACAUCAGAGUCUGUGCUUCUCUUCAGACCCCCGAGACUGAGCAGUAAGUUUGAAGAGAGUGUAGUGCACCACAGAGGAUCCCUGUCCAUCACAGGCCUGCGGCGCUUCAUUCGAGAUAACAUUUUUGGACUCUGUCCCCACCUGACCAAAGAAAAUAAGGAUGCUUUGAGGAAGAGGGAUUUGCUGACUGCAUACUAUGACCUGGAUUACCUUCGCAAUCCUAAAGGCUCAAACUAUUGGCGAAACAGAGUAUUAAAGGUUGCAUCGAAGUGCAGUUCUCAAGGUCUUUUGUACUCGGUGGCUAACCGUAAUGACUUUCUGGAAGAGCUUGAAGAUGAAUUUGGUCUGGGGACAUCAGAUGGAGCCGAGCUGCCCUUUGUCACCAUCAGAACACGAACCGGGCACAAAUACACCAUGAGGGUGGAGUUUACACGAGACGGGAAGUCUUUAGAGAGUUUUCUAGAGGACUAUUAUGCUGGGCGACUUAAACGUUAUAUUAAAUCAGAGCCUGCGCCUGCCAAAAACGAUGGCCCGGUCAAGGUAGUUGUGGCAGAUACUUUUGAAGAGAUAGUAAAUGAUCCGGAGAAGGACGUCCUUAUUGAGUUUUAUGCUCCGUGGUGUGGCCACUGUAAAAACCUGGAGCCCAAAUAUAAAGAGCUUGGAGAACAGCUAUACAGUGAUCCCGGUAUUGUAAUCGCCAAGAUGGAUGCGACAGCCAAUGAUGUCCCGCAGGGCUAUGAUGUGCAAGGUUUUCCCACCAUAUAUUUUGCCCCUGCUGGACGGAAAGAUGAGCCAAAGAGAUAUGAGGGAGCUCGUGAAGUGAAAGACUUCAUCAACUUUUUGAAGCGAGAGGCGUCAAAUUCCCUAGUGCUAAAUGGAGUGAAGGAGGAAUUAUAAAUAGGCUUUUAUGAAAUGUAUUUAUUUAUUUAUUUUUGAGGGUGUAUGAUGUACAAAUUGUGAAUUUAGUU